UUUGCAGUCGUGGAGGUGACUGAAGGCAACACGACCACAAUUGAAGGGAGAAUUAUAGAGGAUGCUGAAGCACCAACUCCUCCAAACCCCUCUGGCCAGUGUCCCAUCUGUCGCUGGAACCUGAAGCAUAAAUAUGAUUAUGUGGACGUCUUGCUGCUGAGUCAGUUUAUCCGUUCUGAUGGAGGGAUGCUGCCACGAAGGGUCACAGGCCUCUGUUUGGAGGAGCACAAGAAGAUUGCUGUCUGUGUGCAGAUGGCUCACCGUGCAGGUUUGUUGCCAAACCACAGGCCUCCACUUCCUGAAGGGCAUGUUUCUAAGAAACCCAAGCUCAACAGGUGA
Acanthisitta chloris (rifleman) is the source of this 339-nucleotide messenger RNA. It is a transcript of the gene MRPS18A, whose product is annotated as mitochondrial ribosomal protein S18A. The annotation marks the transcript as partial. The transcript has 4 exons. NCBI's taxonomy places the organism in Eukaryota, Metazoa, Chordata, Aves, Passeriformes, Acanthisittidae. Gene Ontology annotation, molecular function: small ribosomal subunit rRNA binding; structural constituent of ribosome. Gene Ontology annotation, biological process: mitochondrial translation. Gene Ontology annotation, cellular component: mitochondrial small ribosomal subunit; ribosome. The record is from RefSeq and is a predicted model, not a curated record.